AUGGCGUUUAUGUCGCAGUCGCUUUCAACGCCGUAUCCGUCGACGGUUUCGUUGCGGGAUGAAGAAACGAAGAACGUCCUCUUGGACGCUAUCAACUCAACAGCCGAAACGGCUUUUUCACAAGAAACACCUGACCUAACGUUAUUCUUCAUUCUAAUAUUCGUCGUACUUCUUCCGUUGUCGUUAUUCGUGAUCAUCGGGAACACCUUGGUGAUCGUCGCUGUCUACACAAGUUUUCAGCUCCGAGAGCGAGUCUUCUACUACGUCGUAGGUAGCAUGGCAGCUACGGAUAUGCUUGUGGGGUUUUCUAUGACACCCGUCUAUUACACGGCUAUUUUUGUUGAUUCUCUGAAGGAAAGCCUCUAUUACUGUUUGUCCAUGAUUACUAUCCUGUUGGUACCUUCAAUGACGUCAAUACUACAUGUUCUUGUCAUCGCCACGGACCAGUACAUCGCCGUUUUCUAUUCUUUACAGUAUCCCCAGAUCGUAACUCAACGGAGGAUAUUUGCCGUUAUUGCCGUAAUAUGGGUGUUCGUUCUUUCAUUCAAUACCCUCCCUUACAUUGGAUGGAGGAGAAAACAUCCUAAUAUUCCUUUACCUUACUGCUUUACCGACCAGGUCUGGACACCAUCAUUGCUUUGUUUUCAGUUUGGUCUGUGCGUCAUAGCCCCUCUAUGCAUCAUGAUUGGUAUCUACACGCGCAUCAUAAGUGCUGCGCGUCUUCAAGCAAGUCGAGUCGACGCGAUGCCGCAAGAAUUCAUCGCAAGUGGUGGCGAUGCCAACGCGGCUGGACAAUUAUCCGUCGGUUCGAUGCACGAUGGCAUCAACCGACCUCAGGAACUACAAGCGCCUGUUGCCAGGAUUCGUCGCGGGCCAACCAUAGCCGAGUUGAAGGCCACUAAAACAUCUGCCAUAGUGCUGGGUACGUUCCUUGUCUUUUGGCUACCUGCGUACAGCGUGCACAUAACAUUUACAUUCAUCAACAGUAGUCGGACUGAACCGCUUCAUAGCCCCACAAUCGCCAUUCUGCAAGCUGCGUCCAAUAUGCUACCAUUCAUAAGUUCAGCUGCUAACCCAGUCAUUUAUGCCUUUCGCUAUCAGGAAUUUCGCAGAUCUUUCAAAAAAUCCCUCAAGAUUUCAUUUUGA
This is a messenger RNA of Strongylocentrotus purpuratus (purple sea urchin), 1146 nucleotides long. RefSeq names its product adenosine receptor A2b-like. Gene Ontology annotation, cellular component: membrane. Gene Ontology annotation, biological process: G protein-coupled receptor signaling pathway. The coding region runs from base 1 to 1146 and encodes 381 amino acids. The record is from RefSeq and is a predicted model, not a curated record. Lineage: Eukaryota; Metazoa; Echinodermata; Echinoidea; Camarodonta; Strongylocentrotidae. The transcript has a single exon. Gene Ontology annotation, molecular function: G protein-coupled receptor activity.